AUGCACUACUGUAUACCCACGUUAGGAGACGAUGUAUUAUACAACGUAGCUCUUUACAAACCGGCUUUCCAAUCGUCGGUGUAUUUCGAGUGGUAUGCUGAGAAGGGAAACGAUGGUAAGAAAAAGGCGGUGACCACAAGUGAUGCUUGUUGCACGCACACCUUGUACGAGAACAACAGCUGGUGGAUGGUGGAUCUGUUGGACACUUACGUCAUCAGUUCUGUGGUACUGACCAACUUAAACGACAACAACGUGACCGCAGCCAGGCUGAAGAAUUUCCAGAUCGACGUGUUUAACAAAGACCCAAGACUGGCACCAACUUUCCCGUCUGAUUCUGGGGACAUCUGCUACAGGCAGACGACAGCAGCCACAAUCGGCACCUUUACCUGGAACUGUAGCAAGCCUUUGGUCGGUCGCUACGUACGGUUAAUCAAGUACACCAAAGAUUAUCUCAAUUUCUGUGAGCUGGAGGUGAUGGCAUCACCGAAAACAACACAAUCCAGCGAUUUUAAAAUUUACGACAACCGGAAACUCAACAUGACGUCAUCACUGGACGUCACCGAUUCGAGUUCCGUGUCGUGUGGUUCCCAGUGUCUAGAGAGGCGCUACACGGACGGGUGUGCUGCUUUCAACUGGUUCCCCUCUACACGUCUGUGUCAACUAUUGAACGUUGACCCCAGAGAUACGAAAAUGGAGUCGCAUCUCGUGCUGACGCCUGAAGCACAGUUCUAUGUUUUGAAAUUUUAG
Molecule: messenger RNA, 747 nt
Organism: Physella acuta
Lineage: Eukaryota; Metazoa; Mollusca; Gastropoda; Physidae
Product: fucolectin-6-like
Source: RefSeq, a predicted model, not a curated record